UUACUUCAAACUUGACCAAACUCAACAAAUGAAUACCUAUUUCCCUUGAAACUUCCCACUUCCUUCUUUUAAACCAUGAGAUAUCAAAUGAACCCCCAAACCCCCCAUUUUCUGUUUUAAUGAGAUAUUAUGAAUAUGGAGGCAAGAGUUGGAACUGUUCAACAGCUUCUCGCCGGUGGUAUUGCUGGUGCUUUUGGCAAGACCUGUACCGCUCCCCUUUCUCGUCUAACCAUCUUAUUUCAGGUGCAAGGAAUGCACCCGGAUGUAUCAUCAAUGAGCAAGGCUAGCAUAUGGCGCGAGGCUUCACGAAUAAUUAAUGAAGAAGGUUUUAGAGCAUUUUGGAAAGGCAAUCUGGUUACCAUUGCUCAUCGACUUCCGUAUUCUGCCGUCAGCUUCUAUGCCCAUGAACACUACAAGAAUUUGUUGCAGUCUAUUCUUGGUCUGGAAAAUGAAGGGAAAAAUGCUAGUUCUGAUCUUUGUGUGCACUUUGUGGGUGGUGGGUUAGCUGGAAUGACUGCUGCCUCAGCUACAUAUCCUUUGGAUCUUGUAAGGACACGACUUGCAGCACAGAGAAAUUCAAUAUACUACAGAGGCAUUUGGCAUGCUUUUCAUACUAUUUGUAGGGAAGAGGGAUUUUUGGGCUUGUAUAAAGGACUUAGAGCAACACUAUUGGGUGUUGGACCAAGUUUGGCAAUAAGCUUUUCGGUUUAUGAGUCUUUGAGAUCUUAUUGGCAGUUGCAAAGGCCCAGUGAUUCCAAAAUCAUGGUUAGUCUUGCCUGUGGCAGUCUCUCGGGCAUUGCAUCAUCAACAGCGACAUUUCCUGUCGAUCUCGUGAGGAGACGUAUGCAACUGGAAGGGGCUGCCGGACGAGCCUGUGUUUACAAAACUGGGUUGUUUGGGACUUUCAGGCACAUAAUCCAGUCUGAAGGCCUUCGUGGCUUGUACAGAGGGAUUCUGCCCGAGUACUACAAGGUGGUUCCUGGUGUGGGCAUAAUCUUCAUGACCCAUGAGACUUUGAAGAUGCUUCUAUCAAGCAACCCUAUAAGUUAUUAGCAUCAUCUCAGACUCCCACUUUUUGGCAGGGUAAAAGGAAAUUAGGGUUAAAAAGGGAAAGAAGUCGGUUAAAUUAGGUCAAGAUAUUGUCCUGUGGUUCUGCUAACUGAGAAACACUGGUGGUAGGUUUUGCUUUUGUUGCCAUGAAUAGAAGUACAUCAUUGUGUAGCUCCAACAUGCUUAGGCCUUAACGUCCAUAGAAUUAGCACUUAUAGAUGAUUUUUAUUCCACUUGUUUGUAACCUGCCUCCAUUCAGGUCGGACGGGCUGCCAUUUUUCAAUUCUUUUGUAUUUGAAGCGAUAUUUAAUUACAAAUGAUGGUUAUUGA
Molecule: messenger RNA, 1380 nt
Organism: Hibiscus syriacus
Lineage: Eukaryota; Viridiplantae; Streptophyta; Magnoliopsida; Malvales; Malvaceae
Product: mitochondrial substrate carrier family protein B-like
Exons: 8
Coding region: 130-1053 (307 amino acids)
Biological process (GO): transmembrane transport
Source: RefSeq, a predicted model, not a curated record